AUGAUCAUCGGUCCGCCUCAGAGGGACGAGGAUGAGGGUGAGAGCGAAGGCGAGGGCAGGGAAGAGUGGGUGGAGGGCGAGGGCGAAGGGGCGGCAGGGGACGCGGAGUGGGUAGAGGGGGGCGCGGAGUGGGUAGAGGGGGGCGCGGAGUGGGUAGAGGGGGGCGCGGAGUGGGUAGAGGGGGGCGCGGAGUGGGUAGAGGGGGGCGCGGAGUGGGUAGAGGGGGGCGCGGAGUGGGUAGAGGGGGGCGCGGAGUGGGCGGAGGGGGGCGCGGAGUGGGCGGAGGGGGGCACGGAGUGGGAGGGGGAAACGCCGAAGCAUCCCACAGACCGGUACCAAGAAGACACAAGACGCUGGGGCCGUGGCCCCAAGUCUGCUGCUUUUGAGGCACCUCAGCCCAAGGAUCCCGAAGACCGGUACCAAGAAGACAUGAGACGCUGGGGCCGGGGCUCCAACCCUGCUGCGACGUCAAGUCAAGGGCAACCCUCCCAGCUCCACUACCUGCCGUACCUUCAGCAGCGGCUGCAGCAGCAGCAGCAGCAGCAGCAGCAGCAGCAGCAGCAGCAGCAGCAGCAGCAGCAGCAGCAGCAGCAGCAGCAGCAGCAGCAGCAGCAGCAGCAGCAGCAGCAGCAGCAGCAGCAGCAGCAGCAGCAGCAGCAACAGCAGCGCCUUUCCCAGCGUGCAGUGGGGGUCCCCUCGCAUGGUCGGCCCCGCCGUACCGUGUCUGAGCUGCCCUCAGCUGUCCUCAGCAGCGAUUUCUCCUGGGAGAGUGGCCGCACGCAAUUCUCCUCCUCGGAAUCCCCUGGUGGGGGCUAUAAUGAUCACAGGUCUUCCCAAACCAACGGCCCAGGAGAUGGGGCCUGGGGGGAAAGAGAGGAGGACGACGAGGAGGACGAGGAUGAGGAGGGAGAGACGCAAGACACAGCGCAACGGGAGUAUUUACACGACUCGGAUCUGUAUGGGGAUGAUGAUGCUGUGGGUGACGUCACGGAUGAUGCUAUGGAUGACGUCACGAGUGGGGCAUGGAGAGGGGACGAGGUGCAAGGGGAGGAGCGAGCGAUGAUGUCAGCAGCAGCUGCUGCCAUGCUGGACCUCGAGCUGUCUGACUCAGCACAGGAAACUGCCACGGAGGAUGAAUGGAUAGGGGAUGAGCGCAAGGUGGGGCAGAGGGGGGAUGGCAAGUGGAAGGCAGAUGGGGAGGAGGCGAGAGUGAAGGGAAAAUGGAAGGUGAAUGAGGAAGAGGUGAGAGAGGCUUGGGACGCAGUGGGAGUGAUGAUGAGGGGAGGUGUGGAAGGGCGGAGAGGGAAGGGUGCGGGACGAGAGGAGAGGGGAAGGGGACAGGAGAAGGAGGAGGUAAGGCGAAGGGGAGCAGAUGCGGAUGAUGCUUCUUUUGGGAGCACUCCCCUCCCCCUCGCCUCGGUCGUUAUUCCCCCCGACAUUGCCGAUUUUCUCGAUGCUGACCCGACGGGCAGCCUCAAACGGGCAGGUGAAAGUUUUCUCUCAGGGAAAAGCUCUACCUUCCCUGGUGAUCCUGCCUUCCCUGAUCCCACUCAUAAUGACAAGGAUUCAAUCACUGCGGCUCUUGCUCCCACCGUUCGAGCUUGUACCACACCAGAGGCAGCUAAUAACGAGUCUGCUGGGGCAUCUGCUGGUAACCGCUUGGCACGAGUGCAAAAGAAGAAGAAGGCUAGUGCUUCUUCUGAGGCGGCUCAUACCAGUAAGGCUGCUUUCGAGACUGACGCGGUGCAGGCCAGUAAGUCUGCUUCCCCUGCAGGGCAGGAGGGGGAGAUGGGAAAGAGCUUGACUGUGAAAGAGCGUGCUAUGAGGAAGGGUCUGCUUUCGGGGGCACUGGCAGACCUCGGGAGGGGUGGGGAAGAUGAGAAGGGGAGCGAUGGAGGGAAUGGGAGCAGGGGCCUUGGGAAAGAUGAGGGCUGGGGGGAUGGAAAAGCUAGCAUGGAUCGCCUAGUGUGCCAUUCCUCCGUUGCGCCGCACACACUCGCCGCGCCGUUACGCGCCGAUUCGCGCGCGCGAAAAGGAGCGGUUGCAGCUGUUGCCGUGCCGCGAUCAACGUCGAGGGUUAAGCUCGAUGCUCACUUGGCGAGCCGCGCCCACGUGGGCGCGAAGCAGCUGAUGGGUCAGGGCCUCCAUUCGGCGACGGAAGUGCUGCGAUCACGACACGUGGCGGGAGGGGAUUCGCGCGGAAGACGAGGAGUUGUUGAGAUGGUCAUUCCGUUUCAAAAGGGCGAGGCGACACAGCAGCCGCCUCCCGACCUCCCAUCGUACCUGUUCAAGAACCGCAUUGUGUUCCUGGGCAUGUCGCUCGUGCCGUCCGUCACUGAGCUCAUCAUGGCGGAGCUGCUUUAUCUUCAAUACGACAGCCCGGAGAAACCCAUCUACAUGUAUAUCAAUUCGACGGGAACUACCAAGGAUGGUGAGAAGCUGGGGUACGAGACAGAGGCGUUUGCCAUCUACGACACCAUGCGCUAUGUGAAGCCACCAAUUUUCACUCUCUGUGUGGGCAACGCAUGGGGAGAAGCAGCGCUGCUGCUCUCUGCUGGCUCUAAGGGCAACCGGUCAGCGCUGCCGUCCUCCUCCAUCAUGCUCAAGCAGCCCAUCUCACGGUUCCGCGGGCAGGCCACUGACAUUGACAUCAUGCGCAAGGAAGUGCGGAACGUGAAGACAGAACUGGUGAAGCUGUAUUCACGGCACACAGGCAAGUCAGAGGAGACGAUCGAGCAUGACAUCCGGCGUCCCUUGUACCUCACGCCUGAUGCUGCUGUGGAGUAUGGCAUCAUUGAUAAGGUUCUCGACACUGAUGCGAAGAAUGACAGUGUUGUCGACUCCCUUCGCAAAAGGCAGCUUAUUUAG
Messenger RNA from Closterium sp. Yama58-4, 2868 nucleotides. The record is from the annotation of a GenBank genome assembly. Lineage: Eukaryota; Viridiplantae; Streptophyta; Zygnematophyceae; Desmidiales; Closteriaceae.